AUGACCUGUCCGCAGGCGGGAAAGUACCACCUGCUGCCGACGGUUUGUAGGGUCCUCUCCGGGGAGAGUGAAGUUUUUCACCAUGCGGAAGACGUUCCACUGCCUUUUCCAAUCAUUUGUCCAUACUGUGUUAUUUUGGUUCUUUACACACAAUUUGGCGUCAUCAGCUGGAAUGCUGCGACAGAGGAAGGGGCUUGUUCGGCCGAUGUUGGCCAGGAUGCCGGUGCUUUCGUUUCCCCAGAUGCCUGCAUGGCCGAGGACCCAUAUCAGGGUGACGUCGUCAUCAAGAAUUUCCUGGGAAGCUUGAAUGAAUGGGUGGCGACCCCGUACAUCGAAAUCGAAUUCCGUGACGCCCCGAAAAAGCGCAUCAAGCGCAACCUGUCGCUGGACUGCGACGAGAACGACAACGAAACGCGCUGCUGCCGGUACCCGCUGACGGUUGACUUCGAGAAGUUCGGCUGGGACUGGAUCAUCGCUCCGAAGCGCUACGAGGCGUCCUACUGUGCCGGCGAGUGCAUGCUCAGCUUCCUGCCCAAGUACGAGCACACCCACGUCAUGCAGCUGAGCACCUCGGCCAUCCCGUGCUGCUCGCCGAAGAAGAUGAGCCCCAUCAAGCUGCUGUACUUCGAUCUGAGCUAUCGCGUCAUCUACAGCACCAUCCCGAACAUGAUCGUCGAGAAGUGCAGCUGUUCCUAG
Messenger RNA from Armigeres subalbatus, 696 nucleotides. RefSeq names its product growth/differentiation factor 8-like. Lineage: Eukaryota; Metazoa; Arthropoda; Insecta; Diptera; Culicidae. The coding region runs from base 1 to 696 and encodes 231 amino acids. Gene Ontology annotation, molecular function: growth factor activity; cytokine activity. Gene Ontology annotation, cellular component: extracellular region. The record is from RefSeq and is a predicted model, not a curated record. The transcript has 2 exons.